CGCAGACAUGAUUGACGGACGACUAUUCUUUGAGGUCCUGUCGACGCUGGAGCACAUGAAUGUUGAGGACAUUUUGAGUCCGUCUGCAUCUGCAAAGUUUGACAUGAUCAUGAAUCUUCUGGGAGACCAGUGCGGAAUUAAUUUGAUCCAAGACGGAAAGCCUCGACAGGCCAAUGAAACCCGACAAUCUGUGGUACCCAACACCGGUCACCAACCUGUACUCGUUUCUGUUCUCCCUUUCAGCAAUCCGGUGUUGGACCCCCAUCUGAAGGAUAUUUCCCUCGCAGCCGACAAUCACAAUGAGGAAAAAGACCCCGGUGCGGUGUCUCAAGUCUUCCGAGAAAUCAGCCACUGGCACAACCACAAAAGACUGCUGAACACAAAUGGGAUGAAGGAUAUGACGGAUUGGCAACGUACGAGAGCUAUUCGCCGGAACCAACGCUUCAUGAUCGAGAUGAGAGAUUAUGCCAAGAGCCUCACCGGGGGGCACCUUGAACCUCAGGUAAUUGCAGGUGUACCCAGCAAACAACAGCAUAAACUAAACCAUUCGAAACCGACAUCUACUGCUAAGGCAGCGGGGAAUGAGCGCACACACGAACAAAAUCAUAAACGGCACGGUCGUUCUAAACCAGGGCCUUCUACUAGAGAGCAAAUAGCCGCCGCUCAGAAGGCGGAGGCAGCUCGCAAAUCGGUCCACAAGCACAUGGCGCAGUGGAAAUAUAAGAGCUCGGAAUUCCAACAGAAGGAAAGUCUCAUGGAGCGUUACCUGGAAGCUAGGAAGUUCCUGAAUGGGCUAGACAGCUCAAAAAGACAGGUUCUGGAAGCAGAGGUGUUGACAUACACCGUGGCCACAUUGCUCGAAAUAUGGGCGCGGCGUUGUAGUUCCCAUAGGAGAAAUGACUCCACUCACAUAGUCGCCUUGAUAUGGAACGCAAUUUUGCGAAUUGCAAAGCUGAAGAAAGGAGUCACCGAGGAGAUCGCCAAAUCCAUCAGAAAGACCAUCGAAUCCUUGAAGCUUCCCGUCAUUGAUAUCGCAUCUCAAGGCAACGAAAAACUUUCUUUCCGGUUUCCUUCACUGUCUGACAUGGGUGGCAACCUUGCUAUUGAGCUAUCGCCGGUUGAGUUCCAGCUCAUGCAUGCAGGGCCUUAUUUCGACCGCAGCAUGGGCUCACGAGUAGACCCACGUGUUCCCGACUUUGAACCGGAUGAGUGGCAGCGCAAGAUUCUGGAUUUGAUUGAUGCCCGGAAGAGCCUCUUUGUGGUGGCUCCUACCAGCGCCGGCAAGACAUUUAUCUCGUUUUACGCAAUGAAACAAGUCCUUGAAGACAGCGAAGACGGGAUCCUGGUCUACGUUGCCCCGACCAAAGCCCUCGUGAAUCAGAUUGCUGCAGAGAUAAUGGCCAGAUUCUCCAAGAGCUAUAAAACUCCCGGGAAGUCUGUGUGGGCAAUCCAUACGCGUGACUACCGUAUCAAUAAUCCCGUGGGAUGUCAGGUGCUGAUCACAGUACCCCAUAUUCUCCAGAUCAUGCUGCUGGCACCAGCUCAUGCAGACUCAUGGUCUUCCCGGAUCAAACGGAUUAUCUUUGACGAGGUCCAUUGCAUAGGGCAAGCAGAUGAUGGAGUUGUUUGGGAACAGCUACUUCUUCUCGCCCCGUGUCCUAUCAUCGCACUUUCAGCGACGGUGGGAAACCCCAAAGAAUUCAACAACUGGCUUAGUCUUACACAGGAAUCUAACGGCCAUGAGCUAGAACUAGUCGAGCACAAGGCGCGUUGGUCGGAUUUGAGAAAGUUCGAAUUUCACCCACCGCACAGUUUUUCUUUCAAUGGCUUUUCUAAAUCGAAUGGAUUGAACGCGCUCGGGCUAGAUGCCAGCACACAUAUGGCUUUUCUACACCCUGUCGCAAGCCUGAUUGACAAGUCUAGGGGUAUCCCAGAUGACUUGACUUUGGAGCCACGGGAUGGUUUAUCGCUCUGGAAGGCCAUGAACAAGUAUCAAACUGUCGAAUUCCCGCUCGAUCUGUCUCUAGACCCCGCGGAGUCUUUGCCAAAUGUCGUCUCGAAAGCUGAUAUCAUCAAGUGGGAGACUAAGCUGAAGGCUGUGUUGAAGCAAUGGAUGGCCAAAAGCGGAUCACCAUUCGAUGCAGUCUUGAAUGAAUUGUCGUCCCAAGUGCCACUAGCAAGGGCUUCCAAUGAUAAUACCCAAAAACCUGGGCUUUCCCGCGAAGUGAAGCAAGGUAGCAUCCUGAGCACUACGCUUCCUUUGAUCUGUGCACUCCACGACCAAGGCGCGCUUCCGGCAUUGAUAUUCAACUAUGAUCGAAGGAAAUGCGAGCAAAUCUGUGAAACAAUAAUCGGUGAAUUGCAGCAGGCCGAAGAUAACUGGAAGUCCACCAGCACGGCGUGGGCAGAAAAAGUCACCAAAUGGGAGGCGUGGAAGGAAAGCCAGCAGAAACUAGCCAAGGCCAAAUCACCGACGAAGACCAAAAAAAGAAGUUCAGAUAAUGACGAAAACAUGUCAAAAGACGAGCAGGCAAGAGAGGAAGCUUCCACCGAGUCAAGCCCAUUUGCAUCUUUCGACCCCGAGGCGCCACUGGCUCGCUUUUCCCUAGCUGACGAGAGAAAGCUUUUAUAUUCUGAGUUUGAGGUUCUCGCAGAAGAAUUGAAAGGCCGCCUCGUCCCGUCGUGGCUUAUUGAUGCCCUAAGACGGGGGGUAGGCGUCCACCACGCCGGUAUGAACCGUAAGUAUCGACAAGUCUGCGAGAUGCUUUUCAGGAAAGGUUACCUGCGAGUUGUGAUCGCAACAGGGACGCUGGCCUUGGGAAUUAACAUGCCCUGCAAAACUGUUGUUUUCGCCGGCGAUUCCGUGUUCUUGACAGCUCUCGGGUUUCGCCAGGCGGCCGGCCGAGCUGGGCGCCGAGGCUUUGAUGUCCUUGGAAAUGUCGUCUUUCAAAACGUUUCCCACGCCAAAGUAUGUCGUCUGCUGAGCUCGAAACUGCCGGAUCUCAAUGGUCAUUUUCCGAUCACGACCAGCUUAGUCUUGCGGCUGUUCAUUCUCCUUCAUCAAUCGAAGCAAGCCCCGUUCGCUGUCAAGGCAAUCAAUUCAAUUCUUUCGUGCCCCCGCAUCUAUCUCGGGGGGCCUGAAUCGAAGCAUACCGUGUUGCACCACUUACGCUUUUCGAUUGAAUACCUUCGUCGUAACCAUCUCUUAGAUGAGGCGGGGGCUCCCUUGAAUUUUGCUGGAACUAUAUGCCACCUCUAUUAUACGGAAAAUUCGAGUUUUGCAUUCCAUGCUUUGCUUAGUGGAGGAUAUUUCCACCGUCUCUGCAAAGAUGUCCACAAAAAUCCAGAAAGAGUUCUUCGCAUUUUGAUGCUGGUCAUGGCGAAUUUGUUCGGACGGCGCCAUAUUCGACCAUCCAUUCUCGAAGCCCAACGGGCGGUGAUGGUGGACUCGCCUUCGAUAGUGUUUCUCCCUGCAUUGCCUACGGACGCGGCAGAGAUCUUACAGGCCCACAAUAAAAAGACACUGGACAUCUAUUCGGCAUACGUUACUACAUUUGUCGACCAACAUAUCACCGAGCCAGAUUGCAUUCUACCGCUGUCGCAUGUCAAGGUUGGAGGAGACAAGUCUGCCGAAGAAUUGAGUCCUUCUCUUGCAUUGCUACCCCCUACAAAAGUCAACUCCGCAUUCGUUGCUCUCUCGGGACAUCGCGAUUAUUGGAACAGCAUUCCAGAUCUUUGCAAGAAAGUACGCAGUGGAGUAUGGCUCGAGCAAAAUGUCGUUCCUCACGUAGGGAUAACCGACGAUGGAAUGGGUCCGUUGAACGCCUACCUGUACGAUUUCUUCCGCCACGGUGAUGUUCAUGCCUUGGAGACGGCCAACAUGAUUCGCAAAGGCGAUAUUUGGUUUGUGUUGAAUGAUUUCUCGCUUGUUCUCGCCACGAUCGCUACGGCCUUGGAAAAUUUCUUCAAACAGUCGCCCGACACCGACGACUUUCAAAGUGCCACCGGCAGCGGUGAAGCAUAUGAAAAUGAGCUGGAAGAUGAACUCAUGAAAGAUGGGCCUAAUCCCGAGAUGCCGAAGCAAGGUGAUCGAUCACGAGUCUCUGGUUGUGACAAGACAUCAGCUUCCUUCUCUGUCUCGUCGGUCAAACCUAAGAAGAACAAAGCGAAAGUGGCCGAUAGCUGGGAAGACGAGGUCGAUGACAGUUCAACGGAAAAAGAAGAAUAUUCCAAAGAUCCCAUCAGCUCGAUAGAAGAGGAUAAUACCGGAGAGGAUUUCAGACCCCAAGAGGGAGGGUUGAGGGAGGUCCUGGUGGCGUUUCGGAUGCUGCAGAGCGAGUUUAACGUGAAGUUUAGAGCCAUGUUUGCAUAAUUGCGUCUGAUAUGUGCCACCUAGCAGAUACAUUGUGAGAUUGGAACUUUAUCUUGGCUAUUGCUUUAACUCCUGCCGAAUCAUGGAGUUGCCCAUGUCGGAUCCGGCAUGAUAUGCCGCCGUCUUUUGCCUACGUGUUGGCAGUUGAUCAUGGAUUGUAUAUCAAUGCUCAAAUAAUAUGAAAAUGUCAAACCUGU
Aspergillus campestris IBT 28561 is the source of this 4569-nucleotide messenger RNA. Its product is annotated as putative DEAD/DEAH box helicase. Gene Ontology annotation, molecular function: ATP binding; nucleic acid binding. Gene Ontology annotation, cellular component: cytoplasm. Lineage: Eukaryota; Fungi; Ascomycota; Eurotiomycetes; Eurotiales; Aspergillaceae. The coding region runs from base 8 to 4372 and encodes 1454 amino acids. The transcript has a single exon. The record is from RefSeq and is a predicted model, not a curated record.